Molecule: messenger RNA, 1278 nt
Organism: Penicillium alfredii
Lineage: Eukaryota; Fungi; Ascomycota; Eurotiomycetes; Eurotiales; Aspergillaceae
Product: E3 ubiquitin-protein ligase RNF103
Exons: 2
Coding region: 1-1278 (425 amino acids)
Biological process (GO): ubiquitin-dependent protein catabolic process
Cellular component (GO): cytoplasm
Molecular function (GO): ubiquitin protein ligase activity
Source: RefSeq, a predicted model, not a curated record
AUGUCUUCAACUACAACUUCGGCUUCGAGCAGUACUGCUACCUCCGGCGGUGGCAGUGGUGAUAGCUCCGGUUCGAACAACGCGACAAGCUCGCCCCUGCUGUUCUUUGUCGCUCUCGGAUUUGGUGUUGUCUUCACCAAUCUAUGGAUCAUCGUGGGUGUCAAAUACUGCUUCCGGUAUAACCAACGGAACCGCCAGUUGCGUAAUGAGGAGGCGGUCGAUUUGAUGCCCAUGCCUCGAACACAUCGGAGACGGAAAGAAAAGAAGCUGAUGACGAUGGACGAGGUCAACGAACGAUUUCCCCUUGUCAAAUAUAAGGCGUGGAGGUCAUCUCGUGCCAACCAGGGUCUUCCAACGGAGGGAGGCAUUACCGCCCCAAACAGCAGGCCUCAGAGUUUGAAAAAUGAUGGGGAAGUUGCCUCUGCGACGGUUGACGUGUCUCCGGCGAGAGGCAAUGAGCGGCGCAAUUCCGAUAUUUCCCACGCCUCUGCGCAAGAUUUGCCUCCUGAUUCGCCGGCGCAGCCGGCAGCUGAAACUACAACCUCUGCCCCGGGAAUCUCUUCAACUCCCAAAGGUACCGGCCCCAGCAUUUCCGAUGAAAAAUGGCAGCAUUCUCCAACAAACGAAAACGUGGACCUUGAAGAAGAUGACGACGAUGGUGACCAAAUCCGCAAAGCAGUCCCUGCAGAGCUGCUACCGAAUCCUGGUGAUUCUUGUGCGAUUUGUCUGGAUACAAUCGAAGACGAUGAUGAUAUUCGCGGGCUGACAUGUGGACAUGCCUUUCAUGCGUCAUGUGUCGACCCGUGGUUGACUAGUCGGAGAGCCUGCUGCCCUCUAUGCAAGGCCGAUUACUAUGUUCCCAAGCCCCGUGCAACGACUGCCGAAACGCCCUCCGCAGACCGACAAGGACGUGAUGCUUCCCGUUCCGAAGCACUUACUCGGCCUCCUCGGGUGGCCCAGGCCGGGCUCCGAGCGAGUUCCUUUCGAGUACAAAUGGUCUUACCUGGCCGAAUAUUUCAAUCAACUGCUCCAGAGCGAGACAAUGAGCCUUCACAAUCUGGGGCACGUCCGCGACCCACGCGCAACGAACCCCGGAGUUUGGAUGGAUCACCGGAGAACCCGGACCAGUCUAUCUGGUCACGAUUUCUUCCCGCACGUCUUCGUAGACAGUCUUUCCCUCGAGGACAUCGGGCGCCGUCUGAAGUGGGGGCAGCAUCUGAUGAACACACACCACCGGAGCGCAGGACGCCUGGUCAACUGGAAGCUGGUACUACUUAA